CUCCCACUCUUCCCAUUUAUUUCAUCCUCACCACCAUCCAUACGUUCUCUCAUCUGGGUCUCCCUCUCCCUCUCUCUCUCUCUCUCUCUCUACACAAUAGAUUCAAUCCCCAGACUCUAGUGGAAUUCAUCCAAUUCCCAGACACAGUGAGAAUUCUUGUUAAAUAACAAUGUGCACGACCCGAGAUCAUUCGGGUCAAGCCCCGUUUAAGGCCCUGAAGCCUCCCAACCCACCGGAUAAAAAAGGCGACGUCCUGACGACGUCGUUGAAGGCUGCUGUUGCCAUCAUCUUAACCUUCUCAAUUUCCCUUGCUCUCUACUUCACCACCCGACCCGUUUUCUUCCGCUGGCCCGACGUCCCCGACCCGGCCCUCUACAUGGCCGAGCUCUACUCCGACCACUCCCCUACCAACAUCUCCCAUAUUGCUUUCGGCAUCGGCGCCUCCACGGGGACUUGGGAGAAACGCCUCCACUACUCGGAUAUCUGGUGGAAACCCAACAUCACACGCGGCUUCGUCUUCCUGGAGAAGAACCCGGACCCCAGAACCGCGUCCGAAAUCCGCCACCGGGUUUCCUCCGACUGGAAGAGAUUCAAGCGCUCCGCCGGGUCGGAGUCGGCGGUGAGACUGGCCCGGGUGGUGGUCGAUUUGUUCCGUGCCGGGUUGCCCAACGUGAGAUGGUUCGUGAUGGGGGACGACGACACGGUGUUCUUCCCGGAGAACUUGGUGACGGUGCUGGGGAAGUAUGAUCACCGGCGGAUGGUUUACGUCGGCGGAAACUCCGAGAGCGUGGAACAGGACGUGAUGCAUGCGUACGAUAUGGCCUUUGGAGGCGGUGGGUUCGCAAUUAGUUAUCCAUUAGCGGCGCAGCUGGUCAGCUUGAUGGACGGUUGCCUGAAUAGGUAUCACUAUUUCUACGGCUCAGAUCAGAGGGUGUGGGCUUGUGUAGGGGAACUCGGUGUGGGACUAUCUAGAGAACUCGGGUUUCACCAGAUUGAUAUUAGAGGCGAUCCGUUCGGUCUUCUGGCAGCACAUCCGUUGGCACCUCUGGUUUCUCUUCACCACCUUGACUAUGUCAAGCCGUUGUUUCCAAACAAAACGCAGCUAGAGUCGUUGCAAGUGUUGAUGAAAGCAUAUGAAGUCGACCCGUCCAGAAUCCUACAGCAAAGCUUUUGCUACCAACGCAGGCACAAAUGGUCUGUCUCGAUUUCAUGGGGCUAUGUCGUGCAAAUAUACCCUACCCUGUUGACGGCCAAAGAGUUGGAGAUGCCACUGCUGACGUUCCGAACGUGGAGGAGUUGGAAAGAGGGACCGUUCACGUUCAAUACCCGUCCGUGGAGCUAUGAUCCUUGUCAACAGCCAAUUAUCUUCUAUUUGAACUCGGUCAGGGAGGAUUCUGCCGGUGAUACACUCACAAUGUACAGAAAAUUUGCUGUUGAGACAGACAAGAAAUGUGGCCGGCAGUAUGCUUCCGCCAUGGCUAUUGAAAACAUCAUCGUCUCAGCACCGAAAAUGGAUCCGGAAGAGUGGAAACAGGGGACUAGAAGACAAUGCUGUGAGAUAAACGGCAGUAUAUCGCAAGGAACGAUGAGGAUUAGGAUUAGAAGGUGUCAGCAAUCGGAGACUGUAACUAUAUGAGUGGAGCAAACCUGUUUUGACUGAGCUAAAUGGUAUAUAUGUUGUGUGAAAAACUCAAGGUAUUUAUAGAUUGAGAUUUUUCUUGUUUUUGAAGAGGUAUAGAGGUGGAUUUGUUGCGGU
Sesamum indicum (sesame) is the source of this 1756-nucleotide messenger RNA. RefSeq lists its product as uncharacterized. The record is from RefSeq and is a predicted model, not a curated record. NCBI's taxonomy places the organism in Eukaryota, Viridiplantae, Streptophyta, Magnoliopsida, Lamiales, Pedaliaceae.